CCUAUAAAAGACGGGCUGAGCCAUCAGAGUCAUUCUGCACAAAGCCACACAAGCAAAGCACAUAAGAGAAGACAUGAGAACAAAGAACCAUCAUUACUCAGUGAGCCAUGGAGGAAAUUACCAGAGAGAGAUCGGGAAAUUCUUGAGUUCAUCAAAUCAUAUAAACCCCGUAAUAAUCGUGCCGGCCAUCUCAGAAUCCUGCUUCAUGGACCAGUCGGUGCUGGCAAAUCCAGUUUCAUUAACUCAGCGCAGAGUGUUGUACUGGGCAGAAUAAUUGUUCGGGUUUUGACAGAUGCAGCUUUAUCUGCAACAGCCAGCUUUACUGAAAAGUACAAAACAUUUAGGAUCUCCAAGGAUGAAAAUGAAACACAUUGCAGUUUUGUUUUCAACGACAUGAUGGGGUUGGAGUCACAUAAAAGUGGUAUCACUGUGGAAGAUCUCAAACUUGCUCUGAGGGGACAUAUAGCAGAGGGUUACGAGUUCAUUCCUAAUCGCCCUUUGAUGGAGAAGGAUCCAUUCUACAACAAACAUCCUUCUCUGGAUAAUAAAAUCCACGUUCUGGUUUCUGUUGUUUCUGCUACAACUCUAAAUAUAAUAAAUGAUGAAGUAGUGAAGAAGAUGAGAGAGGUCAGACUGGAAGCCAGCAGACUGGAGAUUCCUCAACUGGCCAUCAUCACCCGCGUUGAUGAGGCUUGUCCUGAAGUAAAAAAAGAUAUCAAGAAUAUCUACAAGAGCAAGAAACUGAAGGACCUGGCUGAAAAAUUCCACCAGCUGCUGGGCAUCCCACUGAACUGCAUCUUUCUUGUGAAGAACUACAGCUCAGAAGUAGAAACAAGUUCUGAAAUUGAUGUUCAGAUCCUGCAGCCACUGAAGCAGAUGGUUGUCUUUGGAGAAGACUUCCUCAAAGACCAGGAAGAUAAAUCCUGCUGUGACACAGCUUGAAAGACCACAGCAUGAAAAUGUGGACACGUUACUGAGUAGUUUGUUGUUAUUCUCUGUCCUGUUAUUGUCCUGGAAAUAUACCUUUCUGUCUGUUACUUCGCUUAAUGUGGAAAAUAAAACUGUUUUACAAUGGGUCAUUUCUGUUGUCGUCUUUCAUGAAAAUGCUGUUGUUGGUCUUCCAGACAAAUGGGAAGGACCCCUAUGUCACAUAUUUUAUGGAAAAUAUGGUGUGUAUUUGUAUUUAGUCCUAUAUGCUUGUAGCAUAAAAUACAAUAGAGUGAAAGCUACUUGAUGUCAUUGUUUUUAAGAUUCUUUCAUCUGAACCAGCUGCAGAUUGUAAACCAAAUAACUUUCCUGUCUCCAUGAGCUCAUCUUGUCUCACAUCUUCAGGGAUCAUCUGGACAUGAUGAUGAUCCUGCUGCUGCUGCUGUGUCU
This is a messenger RNA of Melanotaenia boesemani (Boeseman's rainbowfish), 1377 nucleotides long. RefSeq names its product interferon-induced protein 44-like. The transcript has 8 exons. Lineage: Eukaryota; Metazoa; Chordata; Actinopteri; Atheriniformes; Melanotaeniidae. The record is from RefSeq and is a predicted model, not a curated record. The annotation marks the transcript as partial.